AUGAAUAUAACGUGUGUGGCUUUUUUACAUGCACCCUCCCUCUGAUUAUACCAAGCAGCAGAGGAUUCACAUCCUCAUUGUGACUCUUGUCACAAGCUUCUUUGGACUUGAGGAAGUUAAAUGGUUUUGGAUUUCCCCAAUUUAUAGGGCAAUUAUGUUUGCUGUAAAAAAGAAAGCAGUGGCAGUUUUUUUGGUGGUCUUGGCUGUGAGUGGCACAGCCAUGCUCAUUCACCACUGGAAUUCAUACACAAUUACAACGAUUGAUGUGCUACAAGGACCAGACUCUUUAAAAGUGAUACUGGAGGAAAAGAUAAAAAACAUGGAGCACAAAAAUGACCAUAUUCCCUAUCAUGUCAAAGAAAGCCUGUCAAAGAGUCUUGCCAAUAAUGGGUGUGUUUGUGAAGGUGACAAACCAGGCAUUAAUUUCCCAUUUGCUCAGCUGCUGUUUCCUCAAGUAUCAGCUACCCAGCUACAUGCAUCCUUAAAGGAUUCAGACCUGCAAAAAGCAAAGCAAUACAGAAAUAAAGAGUAUCACAGUUUCCGUAAGAGGAUGUAUACAGCUGCAGACUCUCUUAUCAUAGCUGAAGCCAACAGCCCUCUUCAGUACCCUACACAGGGUGUGGAAGUCAGACCAACAAGGACCAUUCUAAUUCCUGGUUUAAGUCUCAACCAAAUAUACAAAAAGGACCCUUAUUUGGUAGAUCUGAUUGCUACAAUGGGAACAUUCAAUACAGCAGCGCUGGUGGAUGGAGUGCAAGUCAAAGGGGAAGGGGAGAUGCAUAUUAGUUUUAUAAGUAGAUCACUGGCUUCCCUGAACAGACAGCUAGAAUUUGUUACCUACACAAACUCACGGUUCCAUCCCAACACAGCAGACAUAGUACAAUUUAAAGCAGGUAAAUUCCAGGCCUCCUUCACUGUUAAGAUCAGACAUCCACCAAUGCCUACAUUCUAUAAUCCCGGACCCAAAAAUGAAUAUGAUAUAAGCACUCUUGUCACAAUUGCCACAAAAACAUUUCUACGCUAUGAUAAACUUCAGGAUUUGAUCAAUAGCAUUCGACAGUUCUACCCCACUAUAACUAUAGUGAUAGCUGAUGACACAGAGGAACCUAAACCUGUUACUGGACCCUACAUUGAACAUUUUAUCAUGCCCUUUGGCAAGGGCUGGUUUGCUGGCCGUAACCUGGCCGUCUCUCAGGUAGCAACCAAAUAUGUGCUUUGGGUGGAUGAUGACUUCAUUUUCACCUCAAGCACCAAACUGGAAAAAAUGGUGGAUAUUUUGGAGAGAACAACUUUGGACCUGGUGGGGGGAGCUGUGAGGGAAGUGACAGGAUACACUGCCACCUAUCGACACAUCAUCUCCACAGACGCAGGUGAUAAAGAGGGGGACUGCUUACACAUAAGGACGGGAUUCCACCACGUUAUCGAGGGAUUUCCCAGUUGUGUGGUUGCAGACGCCGUCAUUAAUUUCUUCAUGGCUCGCACAGAAAAGAUACGACAAGUGGGCUUUGACCCGCGUCUGGCUCGGGUUGGCCAUUUAGCAUUUUUUAUUGAUGGGCUCGGCUCCCUCCAUGUGGGCUCCUGUGAUGAUAUUAUUAUCAGUCAUGCAUCGAAGAUCAAGGCGAUAUUGCCAUGGGGACAGUCUGAGAACGACAAGGCCUAUUCCAAGUUCCGUUAUACUUCCACUCAGGAGACCUCUAUGAAUGAAUAUGAUCUUUAUUAUCUCAAGAAUCAUUUUAAAUGUGUCACCAGUGACUAAAUAUGGAAUGUUAAAAUGUAUGUUCUGCAAAGCACUUUCAUGGCAGACACUCUCAAACGAGCCUUUAUAAAACAAGACCAGAAAGGACAUGAAUUGGGACAUGAAUUGUGUCAUUUCGUCUCAAAACAGUUUGAAUGUGCAAGUACUUUUGUGUCUCUGGAAAACAGUGUUAUGUGACAUGUAGAAUACCAAAGGUUUUUGUGCAUAUGUAUUAAUGAUGGAUUCGUGGACACUUUGAUGUUUUUUAUAAAUUGUGGAGUAAAAAUAUUAUUUUUAUUUGUAAGAGAGAUAUUAAAGAAAAUAAUUAUUGGGGUAUCUUUCUUUUUAAAUAAUUUAGCAAUUUGUUGCCUACUAUGCCAACUAAUAUAAAUGUUUCUAUUUAUUGCCCUUUAUUAACAGAUUGGCUGAUGCAUCGUCAUUAUGAACAUUAUGUACAUUUUGCCCUAUUAGAUAAAAAAAUACAUUUGGCAGCUGUAUCUUAAAUAUAUGUUGCUGUCAAUUUAUUUAUUGUGGCAAUUUCCUUUUCAAGCCACAAGAUGGCGACAGUCCAUUAAUUUGACGGGAAAUUUUUCAACUGGCACAUGUGGGGUUUUUCUAUCCCUUAUUGAUAUUUCUCAACGAAGGUUUAUUUUUAUAAGUAAUUUAUUUAUAGAAUCAUAUCCUAAAGUCCACCAGUUAGGGUCGGAAAAAACGGUUUGCCCUUUCCCCAGUCUCUCUUAUUUUAUUUGUUUUGAUUUUUUUCUGUUGAACCACAAUAUGAUUAUGCUGGAAUUCAUAAAUGUGACGAGUAUUUUUUUUAUUUAUUUUUUUCAGUAUUUUAACUGAUCAAUAAAGGGACAAUAACAAUGUCCCUUACAUAUUAGAGCAUUGUUUUUGCCUCCCUAUGUGAAAUGUCUUCAUAGAGCAAAUAAAAACCAUUGUCAGAUCACA
Messenger RNA from Cyprinus carpio (common carp), 2686 nucleotides. RefSeq names its product beta-1,4-N-acetyl-galactosaminyltransferase 1a (gene b4galnt1a). Gene Ontology annotation, cellular component: Golgi membrane. Gene Ontology annotation, molecular function: hexosyltransferase activity. Gene Ontology annotation, biological process: ganglioside biosynthetic process. Lineage: Eukaryota; Metazoa; Chordata; Actinopteri; Cypriniformes; Cyprinidae. The record is from RefSeq and is a predicted model, not a curated record.